UUCAUGACAUUGACAACCAUCCCAUGAUUUGUUUCGAUACCAAAACAAUAGUUUAGUUUUAAAACUGUUAUUUUCAAUUCUAAUAUUUCACAGAUGAAAUAAAAAUUUAAAACAAAUGAAAUAUAAUUCUAAUUUACUAUGUCUACACGAGAGAUACUCACACUGCAAUUUGGUCAGUACUCAAAUUAUGUCGGUGCACAUUUUUGGAAUAUACAAGAAUUGAGUUUCGACUACACUGGUACUGUAAAGACUGAAUGUAAUCAUGAUAUUUUAUACCGAGAGGGUCGAACUGCGACGGGCGAUAUUACUUAUACCCCACGUCUGCUCUUGGUAGAUUUAAAGGGUUCUCUCAAGACCCUUCCUGUAAGUGGUGGAUUAGAAGAGCAAAAUGUAGAAGAGAAUCUUCCGUGGAAUGCUGUUGAAAAAAUUAAACAGCCAGAACCCAAAAAAAAUGAGUAUCUAAAGAAUAUUGAUUCAAAAAAUCCAUCUAAUGUUGAAAGUAAACAAUAUAAUUUAGACCAGGAAGUAGACACAUGGACUGAUUAUUUGUAUCCUAGGUUUCAUCCUCGCACUGUAAAUAUCGUCAAAGAAUAUCAAUCUGGAAAUGAAAAUGAAAGUUUUGACAUAAAUGUUUCUGGCAAGCAAAUUUGGAAAUCAGAUUUUGGUGAAUCAUUCACUGAUAAUAUUAGAAAAUAUGUCGAAGAAUGUGACAAUAUGCAAGGUUUUCAAAUAAACUUUGAUUGCACAGAUGGGUUUGCAGGACUAGCUUUGGGUUGCAUUGAACAUAUUUCUGACGAGUAUACAAAGAGUAUAUUAGUACAUCCAAUUAUAGCUUCUCAUUUUGCUGAUAACAGUCCCUCAACAGAUGAAGAAAGAGAAAAAUCUACUUUAAAAGAUUCAAUGAGAUUAGUAAACAUUGCUCUAUCAAUUGAGGAAUUGUCACAACAUGCUACUUUAUUUGUGCCUUUAUGUAUGGGGGAAAGAGGAUGGAGAAAACCUGGUAAUCCCAGAUUAUUUGACUAUGUUAAUUAUAAACCCGAACUGUACUAUCAUUCUUCUGCUUUAAUGGCGUCAGCUUUAGAUACUUUAAGUCAAAAGUACAGACACAAAAGUAAUUUUUAUACUAUGUCUGACAUAUGCACUGACAUGACUGGGUAUGGAAGGAAGAUGGCUUGUGCGUCUCUUGGAAUCCCCUUAGCUUUAAAUGAAUCAGAAUACCUCAUUGAUUAUUUAAAUAAAACAACUAAACCCCUUUAUAAAUCAAUAACACCUAGUUGUAAAAUCGCUACAGACAAGCUUUUCCAGCUUAUAACUGUCAGAGGAAUACCUGAGACAUAUCUCAAAGCCCCUUUGAAAGAAGCUAAGGAGCAGAUGAAUCUCCCUGCUUAUAGAUGCAACAACAUUCAAGAAAUGUUUGAACUGUUCUUUCAAGCUAACAAUUUCCUGUCAGCAACCAAUGUAACUGUUUGUGAGAAAGCACAAGAGUUGAGAACUCCAUAUCCAUCCAUUUUUUCAAAUAACUUGAAUAAGUAUGGAUUUAUUAGAAAUGACAGUCAAGCAGAAAAAGUGGAAAGUUGUCCAGUUUUAGCUGGAUACCAUAAUGGAAAUUUCAUGGCUGAUAUGUUGGAGAAACUUCAUAGAGAUGUAAGCAGAAUUAAAUUUGCUAAACUGCACAAAUUCCAACAAGAGGGAUUAGAGUAUGCCGAUUACAAAGAAAGUUUAGAUAGGUUGUCAGAGUUUAAGGAUAAUUAUGAAGAUAAUUUUGAGCUCUGAAACGACAGAAGCAUUUUUUAUGAAUUAUAUUUUUGUUCAAGUUAUAAAUAGUUUCAGUUUAAUAAAUAAGGUACAAAUAAUGUAAAAGUAAGUUUAUAAUAAAAUAAAGUAAAAUUCAUACAACUUUAUUUAAGAUGAUUUAGAUAAAAUAAAUCAAUCUCAUCCACACAAUCUCAAUUAUACACAUUUACAUCUAAAUACUAUCUAUGGUGAUCACGAUGAUCUUUCUAACGCUCUUUCUUUCAUUCUUGUAAUAAAUGCUGCACCUUUGUUC
Melitaea cinxia (Glanville fritillary) is the source of this 2047-nucleotide messenger RNA. RefSeq names its product protein misato (gene mst). The transcript is spliced from 2 exons. The record is from RefSeq and is a predicted model, not a curated record. Gene Ontology annotation, biological process: mitochondrion distribution. Gene Ontology annotation, cellular component: cytoplasm. NCBI's taxonomy places the organism in Eukaryota, Metazoa, Arthropoda, Insecta, Lepidoptera, Nymphalidae. The coding region runs from base 139 to 1773 and encodes 544 amino acids.